AUCCAAUUCCGAUCCAGAUCCCCACCACCUUCACCUCCGAUCCAGAUCCCCUCCUCCUCCUCCCGCGGCCGCACGGCGCGCCAGUUGCCCUUCUUCCGCGACCUGGCCUCCCCCGUCCCGUCCCACCGCGGCGGCCCCCACUUCGCCUCUCCCGCGGCCGCCCUGCCCUCCGCACGCCGCCGUCGUCGCGGCGUCGCUCCCCACCCGCCCGGCCGCACCCACCUCCGGAGCAGGAGGAUGCCCGAGCUGACCAGGAGGACACCCUUCUGCACCUCGGCCACCACACAAGGUUAACACCUGGAGAGGCUCGAGCUAUGAGCAACGAGCUGUUGCUGCUGCCGCUGGAUGCUCCAGUGGCGAAACCUCCGUCGAUUCCCUCCACGGCCACUACCACUACCCUAGCUACCGCCGCCGACGGAACCACCACCAUAUCCUCGCUCGGCCAAGACCAGCUCCUUGAGAUCUUCCUCCUCCUGCCGAGCCUGCCGGCCCUCGUCCGCGCCACGCUCACUUGCCGCUUGUGGCUCGGUGCUGUCUGCUCCUUCCGCAACCUCUUCCGUGCCCUCCACCCGGCGCCCCUCAUCGGGAUCUUCCUCGAUGUCGACAAAGGCAAUGUCCGCUUGUUCGCCCCCUUCAGCCACUCAGAUCCCGGCGUCAAUAAGGACAUUACAUUGGCAGAUUAGCGCAAUUUUUCCUUUUCAUUUUUCUUAUUAUUGGAGUGAGGAUGUUAGAAUGAGGAAUUGUAUGAUAGUAGAUACGGCAACAGUGUAAUAGUAUAAUCAGGAAUAACGACAUUUCCAUCA
Triticum urartu is the source of this 803-nucleotide messenger RNA. The record is from RefSeq and is a predicted model, not a curated record. NCBI's taxonomy places the organism in Eukaryota, Viridiplantae, Streptophyta, Magnoliopsida, Poales, Poaceae.